Molecule: messenger RNA, 777 nt
Organism: Postia placenta MAD-698-R-SB12
Lineage: Eukaryota; Fungi; Basidiomycota; Agaricomycetes; Polyporales; Adustoporiaceae
Exons: 4
Coding region: 1-777 (258 amino acids)
Molecular function (GO): protein binding
Source: RefSeq, a predicted model, not a curated record
AUGGCCACCGGCCAUCCUCAUGUAACCGCAUUACCACCCGAGCUCUUCACAAACGUUUUGUCACUGCUGGACGCACAUGAUUUAUGCAUCUGCAAGACAGUCAGUCGGUAUUUCUCGAUGACGAUCCAAAGCGUGCCAGCCUUGCAGUAUAUUAUCGAGCUUGAGCUUGCCGGAAUGGUAGAUGAACCAUUGUGUCCUCUAUUAACUGCGGAAAAGUUGGCACGACUACGCUCUUUACAACACAUGCGCCGACACAUGAAGUUAGUGCGGGGACCAAGUAUACCGUACAAUAGGAUGAAGCCUUUCAAGACGAGCCCAGGCCUUCUUAUACAAUGCAACGAUAGGGAUGGGAUUGAAUUUUGUCAAUUCCCUAGCACUAUACUCGGCAAUGAAGAGCGCAGGUGGACAAUCGAUGCAGCCAGCCUUGGCGUCGUGAUUCAAGACAUUUGUGUGGAUCGCUCACAAGAUCUCCUCAUCCUAGUAGGACUCCCGUCCAUACCAGAUGUCUCGGGACACCACGGCGGACUAAUGCUUAUCCUAUCAUUGUCUCAAGAUGGUGAUCCACAUUCUCUCGCCGCCCAAAGUCGAAUUGUGAUGCAAAAUGUCGACUCACGGUUGAUGCACAUUGAGGGUGACCUUGUGGGGAACCUCGUUGGCAUACCGGAAUCGUUUCUGUACGGCCAUAUUGACAUACGGAGUUGGAAAACGGGGGAAUUCCUUUGGACCAAUGAAUCGUUCCAGAUCGCGUUGCGUGAUAAUUCAACGGGCGGCCGAUAG